GGAAACCUCCCGCGAGAUGCACGAGUAGAGAAACUACAAGGGAAAAAAACUACAGCUUGUGUUUUUAGCUAGCUAGUGCUAAAAAAAAAACACCGCGUCUCCCUCGUUGUAUUUGCACGUGGAUGCUCCAGUGAGUGUUAGUGGGAAGUUAUCGGUGCCAUGGACCGGGAGUGUGUGUCGCUGCUGCCCCGGGUGUGUGAGGUGCUGCGGGGCUCAGGGUCCUCUCUGCCCGAUGACACCAGCCUGGAGAAGCUGCUGGACUGGUUCACAGGACUCACCGAGGCUGGUGGAUCUGUGCAGGAGACCAUCCCAUGUCUGCUUGAAUUCAUCUCCGCUGUGGUUAACGAAACAUCAUCAGACCCUGGUGUCAUCUCCUUCACUCUCAAGCUCUCUGGUUUAAUAGCUGCCACUGAGGAGGGCUUCAGAACGCUUCAGCAGGGCUCCGUUCUGGACCUUGCGUUUAACCCUCAGCACUGGCGUGAUGCUGGGCUGUGGGAGGAUCCCUGUAUACGGAUUGGCUGGAUCCAGGGCUUGAGAAACAUGCUGCAGCAUUCGAAGUCUCUCACUUUCUUUGUACAAGCAGAUUUCAUCGUGCCGCUCCUACAGCUUCAGACAGACUCAAGUCUGUUUGUUGCCUCCGCUGCAAACCAAAUGCUCGCCCACACCCUGCUCUUCUUUCAGCCAAGAUGUAACGGUACAUUUGAGGAUCACAGGAAAGACAAGAGGACACAAACCUCCAUCACAGACGUAGAGCCCUCCAGCCAAGAUUACGCUGCUGUGCUCGUGACGAUCUCGAAGUUCCUCAAGGAGUCGCUGGUUCCCAAAGAAAAAACUCGGCUCCAUCAGAGUGAGCAGAUUCUCAAACUGCUGGCUCUGCUCCUGGCUCGGGCCAGGCAGCCUCUCCGGGACAAGGUGCUCGGGGCAGUCGCAGACUCUCUGGAGGAGCUGGUGACAGCAGGAUACAGUCAACUCACCCUCCCUCUGAUGGACAUCAUUCUGGCUGCAUACAGCAGCUCCGGCACUGAUGACUGUGUCCCAGACCAACGUGUCACUCGUCUUCUGUCCUCCAUGCUCAACGUGAGCAAACCGUCUGACCUCAUUGGUGCAGCAGCUGCUUUUCUCCGCGGAGGUCAUCAUCAUCAAGACACCGUCCACACAGCUCAGGCUGUGAGAAUACUACUGCUGCCCCUCCACAUUAUAACUGGUCACACUCUCCUGGGCACAAACGCUGCAGAAGUGCAUCAGUAUUCAAUUGCAGAACAGCUGAAGAUUAAAACACCCUGCAUCUCUAUGAUCUGUGUGUGUCUGAGCAACACGCCACCGAUCACACUCAUGCCUCCUGACUUACUCCCCUGUCCUCCGGUUUUAAUCAUCACUGCAGUUCUGUCAUUGUUAAGGAUCGGCAGUGGCGACUGUUCCUCCUCAUCCUCUGGCUGUUCUGAGGUUUUCAGGAACCUUGUUGGUUCUGGAAAAGUUCAGAAAUGUGCUUUAGAGGUUCUGACGGGUCUCAGCAGCAGCCCAGGAAUGAAAGACAAACUGACUGAGGUUGUCACAGUUCUGAUUCAGUAUCUGAACAAUCCUGACUCUGACCCCACUGUGAUACACAAGUCGUACCAGGCCUUAUUAAAGUGGAUGAGUGUGUGUGAAGACCUCUCCUCGUUAACAGAGAAGCUCAGAAAAGAUGUCAUCAACGUCGUGAAGAAACGUGCGUGCGACAUGCGCUGGGAGGUGAGAGACUCAACUGUGGAGUUUCUGGGAAAACUGGCAAGUGUCCUGAAACCAGACGAGGAAAUGUGCAACGCUUUGCUGGCCGGCUGCUGGAGCACUCCUCUCCUCAGGGAGGCGCUGCAGGACCCAGAGAGUUACGUGCGAGCCAGUGCCAUAUCUGCACUGGCACAGACACUGGAACACAGCUGGCACCAGGGGGCAGCGGUCACACAGGGGCAGACUGACGUUGUGACCCGGCUACUUGAAAUUCUCUCACAAGACACAGAGGGAUUCGCCCGGAGAGCAGUUGUGCAAUAUUUCAUCGCCUGGUUCUCUUCACUUGCCUCCCACACGUCUCCUCUGUCGUCUCCCUCCUCCUCCUCCUCUCUGCGGAUGAACUCUGUGAGCUCCGUCCUCUCUCUAGGCAGCGCUGAUCUGGACUGGGAGGUCAAAGUUCACACUCUGGAGCUGGCCGAGCUGCUGAUGGAUAAAGCCUGUUCAGGCCACCGGGGUUACACGAAGGGCUCAGAGACGCCUCCCGCUCUGCUUCACCAUUACGCUUCGGUUUCUGAUCAGACUCGUGCGCUUCACACACACACUGGGACACACGGAGAGGGGGUGGAGUCAGAUUUGGCCAGUGCGUUGAGUAACCUGGUCGAGCAGGGAGUCGUCUCGGCUUUGUUGAGCGGUCUGGUCGACUGCGAUAGACCCGUGGGUCUGAAGGCCUGUCAGCUGCUGAUCACGCUCAGAGAGACUGUCUGCCCUCUGUCGCUAGAGCCACUGGAUGCCACUCCUGCCCCGGCAACCGUCGCCAAGGUGACCUGUGAACUGCCAGGAUGCAGCUGGGGCCGGGAGAUCAGAAAAAUACCGGGAAUGAAGGGGUUUGAUCGGGUUAAAGAGGCAGACAUCGCCCAUGGGGCACGUUGUGGUGAGGUCGGGAAGGAAGGAGCGAGCGAGAGCGGCGACAGCGUGUGUGUCGGUGUGUGUGAAAUGCUGAGGUCUCUGGGUUUGGACGAGAAACUGGACAUACUGAGUCAAAGCAGUGACCACGUCCACAACUCUCCUCUCUCUCUGCUGCAGGACAUAUUGACUGCGAGCGCCGCACACACUCAUCAAGACACAGAACAAGGACAGGAAGUUAUAGUGGACUGUUACUGACACACAUACACAAACACGCUGCCAUUGGUUUGUUAUCAGUGAUGGACAACACACUCUGAACUACAUGUGCCUCCCUGUUGUUGUGAUUAGAGCCACACAGGACUUUUUGGGGACAGAUGCUGAUACAGAUUUCCACUAUAUAUAUAU
Molecule: messenger RNA, 3012 nt
Organism: Paralichthys olivaceus (Japanese flounder)
Lineage: Eukaryota; Metazoa; Chordata; Actinopteri; Pleuronectiformes; Paralichthyidae
Gene: brat1
Product: BRCA1-associated ATM activator 1
Biological process (GO): positive regulation of protein phosphorylation; DNA damage response; cell population proliferation
Cellular component (GO): nucleus
Source: RefSeq, a predicted model, not a curated record